AAACGUGAAAUAAGAGUUGACAGGAAGUGAUCAUACCGCUUGAUCAAACCCAUUUGGGAAAACGCUUGUUGUUACAGAACCUAUUGUUCUGCUUUUAUCUCUACGCCCACGACCUGCCACGACCACACUAUAUAAUCCUUAAUCCUUGUUCGCCAUUACCCGUUCCGCCAUUAUUCACGACCGUCCUCUAUUAUGUCUGUCUCCGUAGACAUUGUUCCCCUGGGGUCUUCUUUGGACAUGUAUGGGGAGCCCCGCAGCUCCUCCGCGUUCUCUCUUUCCGGCCACGUCAGCAUAUCGCUUUCAUCCCCGUAUUACGUCUUUGAACGUCGCCGCGCGGCUCGCAUCCUCCUACAGUCCAUUUCCCUCACAUUCGAUGGCCAAACCGAGGUCGUCACUAAUGGGAUGGGAUACUCUUCCAUUCGCCUAUGCUCCAUAACACGCGAACUGCUGCCUUCCGGCCCGAUCGAGUUGUCCAACGAGGGCGAAGAGGAGGACGAGGAGCCUUGUCGUUGGAAUGUCAUUUUCGACUUGCCUAUCCCUGGCUGGCUCCCGGUGUCGAGUAACUUUUGCCCGGGCGAAGUCGGCGCGUCUACCCGAUACUUUCUGCACGCCUCGGUCAAAUACACGGUUUUGGAAGAUGCUAAACCCUCUGCGUGGUCGAUCGCGUCUCUAUAUACGCCCUUUCGCUCGCGUUGUCGCACUCUCGAGACUGCGAAGAGCAUAAUCUUGCGCCGAUUCGUGACGCCACCGACUGAUGAACCUGUUCCCGCACCUACAUUAAUCAACUAUCUGCUCAAUUCACCGUCCGCACCAUCUAAUAAUCAGGAACUUACCAUUCCCGCCUCCGUCUUAUCUAAAAUACAACUACUCGCGUCUGUCCCCAAAUAUGUCGAUCUCUCCACCAACCGUCUUCCGUUCACUCUGCGUUUGCGCACGAAGGAUCUCGAAGACGAGCAUUGUCGCCGAUUGAGGCUGACGAAAUUCACGGUGAAUGUCGUGCAGGAGGAGCGUUGCCGUCGUGUCAACAGCCCGUCUCAGUUCCAGUCUGCAUAUCCCGUGCCGUCAGCGGAGAUGCAGCCUCCAACGGUGCCUUUGUUGGACGCGAGUCCGAUGUGCGACAUGUACAAGCUUGGGCUGUACACUUCGCCUCCCGGGGACGUCACAAGCAUGACUUGCCUCACCUCGCUCCUGCCCGCUAGCGAGUCGGGUGUGUUCCAGCUGACGAGCGACCCGCGCGUGUUCGCUGAAGAUGCUGUGAAAGACACCGCCACGUGGUACACACUCGAGACCAGCAUUCCCUUCGUUCGCUAUGUGGAAUCCACUGCCACCACAUCCGAAUGGGACGGCUCCCACAAACUGCGGCCUUCAUCCAGCAGCCCGCUGUACGACGUGACGCAUUCGCUCAAGCUGCAGCUCCAUCUCGAGUAUGACACGGCGCAGGGCCAGGUCGCAUCGGCGGACAUCAAGUUCAACAUUCCCGUCACAUUUGGACGGGUGGCACCGCCCCUCCCUCCUCGAGACCUGCUGCCGAUGCUCAUCAACUCGAUCCGGAUCGUCGAAGGCACCUACCCUGAGAUCCCUGCGCUUCUUCCGUCCAUGAACCUGCCGGUGUAUUCACAACUGUUCGACACGCACGGCAAUCGCAAGAUGGACGACACGCCCCUUCCUCUCUACUCGCCCCGAUCUCUCGAACAGCCGGCUGUGGAGAUCUGCCUUUCCGACAUUGGCUCCGACAAAAAGCAUGUCACGACAAUCUAAUUUCUCACAACACUAAUAUGUUACCUACACUUUUGCCACACUCGCUGUAUUUUUACAUGUCUUUUCGAUUUUGUAUCUACCUGUAGCAACACCACCAUUUGGUACAUCCAAUACACUUCUACUUCGCCAUUCCCACAUUCUCCUUGGCAGCUUCGGGCGAUCUCAGCACGAUCGGAGGUGAGCCUGCCCGCGGCUUCCAGAACGUCGGCGGCUGGUUAGCCGUCGUAGGAAACAGCGGCUGCUUGAAAAACACAGUCUGCUGGCGAAGCGGAGGCCGCUUCGCCGAGCGCUCUCUCGGGGUGGGGCUGCCACCGUGCUUUUCCUGCAACUGUGUCCGCAGACAGAGCCGCAGCAGAUUCACGUUCGCCGGGGCCGGUGCGACUCGGCUCCUCCGACUCGGCGUCGACGAGAACGGGUCGUCGAGCGGGGUGACAUGUACUGGGGAGCCAGGGCGAGGAGGAGUGACGAGAACGGCAGUGCGGGCGGGUGGGGGCACCGACGCGUCCUUCCGCCGGGCAAGGCGGGCUGAAGUGAAAAACCGAACUUGCCGAAUGAUAUCUAGACGUUGAUCGUGUUCUGGCGAGAGAGAUGGCUGAGUCAGCUGGAUGGGAGAGGAUUCACGAGGAGAAGGCGCUGGUGGCCCGAGAGCUAUGGUUGCGGGUACUUCCGAAGUGUGGGCAUUCAGUUUCGCGUCUGGUGGAUUGUUGGGAGAUGCAACGCUCGACGGAGACAGGGAAGAUGGUGUAGCGUGAUGACAAGAACCAAGACUUGUUGCAAUUGGCAUUGACGCAGUAGACUCUCUGCAAGGGGACGCAGCGUGCGCGGAAGUAUCCGCAGCUGAAAAUAGUACAUUCGCCUUUGCCGUUGAUCUUUCGGAGUCCGUAGCCUUCUCCGAGUCAUCGUUGUCCAUGGAUGAUUCAUAGUCUGUAAUGGUUCCCAACGAAAACUCCGCCCCGUCGCAAUCAGGCUCAGCGUGCUUAGAUCUGGUCGAGAAUCGUUGCAGUGAGCUUGAUUCAGCCGCGUCGACAGGCAUUGUCGUUGAAAUAGCAGCUUGUUCUUGCUUCCUCUCUUCAGCACGUUUGUGCCCUCUGGGCCCGGGAACGCAUCCAAGAAAUGCAAACGCAAACGCGGAGACUUGGCGCGAGAAAUUGAGGAGGCUCACUGUUAUGAGACCGGCUUGAGGAGUCGCCAAGAGAGGCGGGUGCGAUGGUGUAACUUGAGGUGUAUUGAUAGCGCGUCGCGCGAGUUCGGUCGAGACGGAGAUAGGUAUAUUGUGUGCGAGCGACACUUGCGGACUGAGAUAGAAGCUGCGUCGCCG
Mycena citricolor is the source of this 3076-nucleotide messenger RNA. NCBI's taxonomy places the organism in Eukaryota, Fungi, Basidiomycota, Agaricomycetes, Agaricales, Mycenaceae. The record is from the annotation of a GenBank genome assembly.